AUGCAUGUUCACUUCAUAACAAAAAACUUGCCAUACACAGAUCAAAAACUUAGUGAAGUAAGGUCAAAAACUGAGUCAGAUCCAACACUCAUUACCUUGAAACAAAUCAUUCUUCAAGGCUGGCCUGAAAAACGCAAAGAUUGCAAUUCUCAAGUUCUAGAAUACUGGAAUUAUAGAGAUGAACUCACUGUUGUAGAUAAUAUCAUCUACAAAGGUCAAAGAUUGAUUAUUCCUAAGUGUCUAAGAUCUGAAAUGUUAAAUUUGCUACAUAAAGGUCACCCAGGUCAGGAACGUAGCUUCCGCAGGGCACAAAUUUCUAUGUUUUGGCCUAACAUUAGCAAAGACAUAGUGCAGAAAGUGCAACAGUGUUCUGUAUGUGCAGAGCAUCAAAGGUCAAAUUCAAAGGAACCCUUGGUUUCACAUGAAAUCCCUAAAUACCCAUGGCAGGUAAUAGGUACUGAUGUAUUUACAUUAGAUAACCAAGACUACUUGUUAGUAUGCGACUACAUGAGCAACUAUUUUGAAGUUGACAUGAUUAAAAAUACAAACAGUAGCACUAUUAUUAAGUUAAUGAGAACUUGGUUUUCAAGACAUGGUAUUCCCCAGAAAAUAGUUUCAGAUGGUGCUAGUUAUUACACAUCACAAGAAUUUAAAGAAUUCACAACUAAAUGGGACAUAAAGCAUGUAAGGUCAUCACCUCAAUAUCCCCAAAGUAAUGGCCUUAGUGAAUCAUGCGUGAAGAAAGUAAAAACAUUGCUCAAAAAAUGCAAGCAAGAUGGGACAGACCCUUUGAUAGCAAUUUUAGAAUUACGUGCUACCCCGCUAAGCAUUAGACCCCUUAAACCAUUUAACAUAGGAGAAAAUGUUAGAAUUCAGCAGGGAAAAUCUUGGAAUCCCGCUGUCAUUCAAGAAAAAUUAGACAAUCGCUCCUAUUCUGUAGAAACACCUGAUGGUGGUCAAUAUAUCAGAAACAGGCAACAUCUAAUGAAGGAUUAUACCUGCCAAGAUAAUGACCCUCCAUUAAACACUGAUAACAAUCAAUUUACACAGGCCAUUUGUAGUAAUCAAGACACAGCAGAUUCCCAGGGUAAACUUUCACACCAGUUAACCUCACAGCAUGCCAGUGUCAAGAGUGAUAAUCUGACCUUUAAUCACUCAAAGUCGCCUGCAUCAACAAAUACUCUCAAACUGCCAAACAUUUAUCCAGAAGCUUAUGUAACUCGUUCUGGGAGGCAGGUUAAACCAAAGAUAAUUCAGUCGGUGUAA
This is a messenger RNA of Ruditapes philippinarum (Manila clam), 1266 nucleotides long. RefSeq lists its product as uncharacterized. Gene Ontology annotation, biological process: DNA integration. Gene Ontology annotation, molecular function: nucleic acid binding. NCBI's taxonomy places the organism in Eukaryota, Metazoa, Mollusca, Bivalvia, Venerida, Veneridae. The record is from RefSeq and is a predicted model, not a curated record. The transcript has 2 exons. The coding region runs from base 1 to 1266 and encodes 421 amino acids.